AUGACUUCAAACAUAGCAGAGUCGAUCAAUUCUACAAUCACAGCUGCAAGAUCGGUUGAAGCAAUAACUACUAUACUAUACCAAGUAAAAGUGCCAAACAAAGGGGAUUUUACUAUAAACUUACUUGACAAGACAUGCACAUGUAGAAGGCUCCAACAAGAUGAGAUACCAUGUGCACAUGCAAUAGCAGUUUUUGCUAAAAGAGGACUAAAAGCUUAUGACUAUGUUGCUGACUACUAUAAAACAUCAAGUAUGAGAGCAACAUAUGAUACAACCGUACAUCCUCUACCUAAUGAAAGUGAAUGGAGACUACCUGAGAGCUUGGAGAAGAUUGUGAUGCCACUAAAAACAAAAAAGAUCUCAGGGAGACCUAGAAAAAAAGAAUCAGAUCUAGAGGAGAACCAAAAGUUAUAA
Molecule: messenger RNA, 414 nt
Organism: Cannabis sativa
Lineage: Eukaryota; Viridiplantae; Streptophyta; Magnoliopsida; Rosales; Cannabaceae
Exons: 2
Coding region: 1-414 (137 amino acids)
Molecular function (GO): zinc ion binding
Source: RefSeq, a predicted model, not a curated record